UAUGAAUGUUUUGCCAAAUUAUACUGCCACAGGUUGUGUGGCAUGUUUCGUGCCUUUUAAGUUUAAACAUUUAAAGAAGUGACGUUUGCUGUUUGAGGGCAUGGUUCAUGUCCACUGAGACGAUCUUUUAGACCAGGGGUAGGCAACCUGUGGCUCUUCAGCUGCAUGCGGCUCCUUCGCGCUUCUUCAGUGGCUCCCUGUGGCCUUUAAACAUUUCAUCAACCAAAGUGUGCUUCAAACAUCUUUUCCUACCAAACCUCCACCUCUUGUUUACUGGACAGCUCCAUUAGCUUUCACCACCAACUCUGCAGAGUUAAAGUUCCAAAUAAUAACUAACAGCCCACUGCAGAGGAGCCACCUUGUAGUAAAAUAUAUUAAUGCAUGCUCAUUGAGACUUAUUAGUGGUGUUGAUUGGCUAAUUUAAACUUAAUAUGCUGUGUUUCCUUCAUUAUAGGGUUCAAAUAUUUUCUGUGGCUCCUUAUUAUUUUUGGUCAAAAAUGGCUCUUUUGAUAGUAAAAAUCUACGACCCCUGGUUUAGACUGUCAUUUUAAUCAAGGGCUAUGUAAGUAACCUGAUCUCAGAAUUAAGAAAAUACAUAAUUGAUCCCCAGGGUGAUAUUGGGACAUGUUACAGUUGCUCUUAGGGUGCAUACAGGCAUGGAGAAAUUAGAAGAAAAUAGAAAUAAGAAGUAUGCAAAAAAUGUGCAUUAUUACUACAAUAUCUCACAAUAUAUACAUAUAGAUGUAAGAAAUAAGAGGUAUGUUGUUUGAGAAAUCUGUACACAUAUGUACAUCGUACCACAAUCUCCUGGCAUUGCAGGUCAUCCAGACAACAUGUAACACAGUGACAUUUGUAAUGACAGUAACAAAGUGGCAAUGCUGCUAAAAGACUGUGAUGAAUCAGUUAGAUUAUGGAGAGCCCAUAUUUCUCUUGCUGAAUAGGCUUUGGGGACCCCUGCCUGAUCAUAUCAUCCUGAAAAAAUGCUGUUUUAUGAAUGAAUGAAUCGAUUCAAAACAAUCACAAAAUAGACUACAAUAAAAUACACACAUCAUUCACAAAGAUUUAUUUACACAAAUUUUCUCACACUCAAUAACCGGAGAAGGAAUAAGCUGAAUCUGUAAUUAUUUAACAUUGCAAGACUUUUUAAAAACUCAACAGAGGGCAACACAAUUUUGAAUCAGCACAUAGUUAAUUUCAUAACUUGACUCCCAAAACUGAAACACAUUUGUAUUUUAAACUGAUUCUCACUUUACAUACUUCAUAAAUAAACACCACUCUUGAAUUAUAAUUUCUAUUUCUCAGUGAUUUUUUUCUUUUUUAAACACAGACAGAAAGGACUUUGUUCACAACUGGAAAAAGUAUUUCCAAUGUUUUUUAAUACACAAUGUCUGGAAAUUUUAAGGUGUAGGAUGCUAGAAACAUUACAUAUUGAUUAGUAGAUUCAUGACAACCAACUUUAUGUAUUAUUUUAAUGGCUCAUUUCUGAGGUUCAAUCACAGGAGCUAUAUUCGAUUGUUGUUCUGUAUGCCACAAAAGAAAGUUAAGGAUGAUGAUCACAGGUACACCUUUACUUAAAGUACAUUUAUUGCUUAAUUUUCCAUUGGAAUAAUUCAAUUGAUCAGAUCUAUUCCUUUUAAGGACAAUUGUUUACUACUAACCAUGUUACUUUAUUGUUUAUACUCUACCCAUUAUCAAUCAUCAAUAACAGGAGGAAGACGACAUUGUUUCCCACGGUCUGGAAUCUGGACAACCUGUUCUCCUGUCCAUUCUCCUGCGCAUGCGCCAAGAGAGCACCAGAUGGCCCAAUCAGCUAUUUUACCCCCACACGCCAAAAAAAUCUGAGAGUGAUUUCCAGAAGAUGGCGACCGCGCUGGUGGUGUCAACCUCAGUCCCUACUAAUCCUGAAAAGGAAAAAUGUGUAACAACCAUUCCAAAGGCGUUGAGUCCUGAAUCCUACAUCAAGCAUCCAUUACAAAACAAGUGGGCUCUUUGGUUUUUCAAGAACGACAAAAGCAAAACAUGGCGAGCCAACCUGCGUCUCAUCUCAAAAUUUGACACUGUGGAAGACUUCUGGGCAUUAUACAACCACAUUCAGCUAUCAAGUAAUUUGAUGUCCGGCUGUGACUACUCGCUGUUUAAGGAUGGGAUUGAGCCCAUGUGGGAGGAUGCACGGAAUCGACGAGGUGGCCGCUGGCUGAUAACUCUGUCCAAGCAGCAGCGUAGAGCAGACCUGGAUCGGUUCUGGUUGGAGACGCUUUUGUGUCUUGUGGGCGAAGCUUUUGGUGACUACAGUGACGAUGUGUGCGGUGCCGUGAUCAACGUGCGAGCCAAAGGAGAUAAAAUAGCAAUAUGGACCACGGACUACGAAAACAAAGAUGCCAUCACACAAAUAGGGCGUGUGUACAAAGACAGAUUAGGCGUCCCACCAAAAGUGAUCAUCGGAUACCAGUCACAUGCAGACACGGCCACAAAGAGCGGCUCCACAACCAAGAACAAGUUUGUUGCCUGAACACCGGAAUCACCCAUCAUGCCUUUUUCUGUUCUGUAAUGUUUCCAUGAAUGUAACUGACAUGUUUACCCACUAACAAACAUUUGAAGUGGAGAUAAAGCUGUUUCCUUUCUGUUUGUUUCUAUUUGUUGCCUCUUCACCAAAGCUUUUGUUUACAGUGAGAGGAUGUGCAGCUGAAAUGUAGCACUGUUGUCUGAACUUUAUUUUGUGUGUUGGUGGGCUGAAGAUGAGCAAAAGAUGUUUUGAUGCCCAUAUCUCAGUUUCAAAUGCAGCUGCAUAUUGUUGGAGAAUUUGUUGUUCUUUAUCCUUCACUUAAGUGUUUGUCAGUUAUUUUCUUAAAGGACUUAAAGUAAAACAUUUUCGACUUGGGUAUCAGCUGUAGCUCUUUGUUAGUCCUGUAAUGUGACAGAGUCAGUUUACAAUAUUAAUGUGUUGAUUUAUUGCACUUUUAGUUGCACAGUGGAGUUUUUAACCAUACAUUGCAACUCACCGCACAUCUUCUGAACAUGAACAGCACUAACAGGUGGAUUAAAAAACUUAAAUUCAAAAGAGUCAUAGAGGUUUUGACAUCUUUGUGCAGUUGUUUUUCAGUUUGACAGAUUAUUUAAAAGUCACUUUAUUGCUGUUGUAUCAAAUAGAAUAUCUAAAAGUGAGCUGUUUUCUUUCUCGUGAAGCAGCUUGUGCAAUAUAGGAAGAAAUAAUAUAGUGUGGUGCUUCGUCAAGAUUUGAAAGUCUACCAGUCAAGCAAAACACAAAUUUCCUUUUAAAAUGGAUCAGGAAGCAUCGUAACUAUGUGCCUCAGAUUUAUCACAAGAACAAAAGUGAGCCAUUCAUACCUGAGCUCUUGAUAUACUUUAACCUCUUAUGAAUCUCGAGUUUUGAGUUUAAGAGCACAGAAAGAUGUCAGUGAUAAAAGCAGCAUUUUGCAUCUCAGUCUGUCUUAAUAGUGAGGAUGAUAUUUUUCAAAUGUAGAUAUUGUUUGGUAUGUCUUUUUUCCCGUACAAGUGCACAAGCCAUGUUACAGUGUAAAAUGUUUAGUCAAAAAGUUUACUUGUUUGGUACUGAUCUACUGCUUUGAUGAAGUGUACAUAGUCCACUCCGGAUAUUGUUUUGUAUGUGGCAAACACAAAAAAAAAGUAAAGGUUUGGAGGGAUUGAACUGUGCCUUGAAUGUAACACCCUGUCCUAUAUUUUGAUGUACA
This is a messenger RNA of Epinephelus fuscoguttatus (brown-marbled grouper), 3710 nucleotides long. Its product is annotated as eukaryotic translation initiation factor 4E-1A-like. Gene Ontology annotation, cellular component: eukaryotic translation initiation factor 4F complex; cytoplasm. The coding region runs from base 1778 to 2509 and encodes 243 amino acids. Lineage: Eukaryota; Metazoa; Chordata; Actinopteri; Perciformes; Serranidae. Gene Ontology annotation, molecular function: RNA 7-methylguanosine cap binding; translation initiation factor activity. The record is from RefSeq and is a predicted model, not a curated record. The transcript is spliced from 7 exons. Gene Ontology annotation, biological process: translational initiation.